CUCUCUCUCUCUCUCUCUCUCUCUCUCUCUCUCUCUCUCUCUCUCUCUCUCUCUCUCUCUCUCUCUCUCUCUCUCUCUCUCUCUCUCUCUCUCUCUCUCUCUCUCUCUCUCUCUCUCUCUCUCUCUCUCUCUCUCUCUCUCGGUGGGUAGUUAGCGAUCGCUGUAUGCGCCAACAAAUAAUAAUGGACUUAUACACGUCAUAUUUUAUUGUUCUUUCCUUGCUAAGCAAUGACAGCAUGGAGAACUAUCGGCUGGCUGGCUAGUUGGCUGGAUGAAUGGAUGACUGGAUGGGUAGCUGAAUAGAUGGAUGACUGGUUGGAUGGUUGAAUGGCUGGAUGCCUAGAUGGAUGGAUGGAUGAAUGGUUGACUGGCUGGCAUACUGGUAUACUGGCUGGAUGGAUGGAUGAUUGGAUGGAUGGACGGACGGCCGACUAGCUGGUUGACUGGAUGGAUGGAUGGUUGGAUAGCUGGUUGGACGGAUGGAUGAAUGACUGACUGGCUGGAUGGAUGGAUAGGUGGAUGGAUGGCUGGCUAGCUCUAUGGAUGGGUGGAUGGAUAGGUGGAUAGAUGUCUGGUUGGCAGGCUGGUUGGAUGAAUUAUUGGUUGGCUGACUGACUGGCUGGUUGGAUGGAUAGAUGGAUUAAUUACUGCAGGAUGAAUUACUGGCUGGAUGGAUGGAUAGAUUAAUGUUUGGGAUGUCGACAGUGCAAGUCUGUUCAUAUAUUUGUUGGACUAGAUGUCAAAGGUCACAAGGGGAUGAACUACGUAGUUAGAUUCUGACAUUUGUUUUCAUUAAGAAGUAAGAUACAAAUAAAGAAAAACCCACAGAUUAUGCAAGACUAUUUUCAAAUGCCACAGAGAUAAUUAACCGAGUUUUCAACACUGUUUCUCCUUUUAAUUUAUGAAAAGUGGUAUCAGGGAAGCUUCGGUGGUGAUCUUUUUUGAGCGAGGGCACAGUAUUUAAAUGUGAAUGCAAGAAGUUACAGAUGGUCUGAGUUCUGCAACAAAGUGUGCCAGAUGUGUGACAUGGGAGAGAAUGAGACGGCAGAGCAUGUGAUGUUGGAGUGUGUGAGGUAUGCCAGAAACAGGGGUGAGACGAAUGAAAGGAUUAUUGAGGUUGUGAAAGUGUUUCUGGAGAAAAUGUAGUGUGCUAGACUUAAGAACUAGGGGUACAAAAGAUACUGUUUGUUUUUCUGUUUGCCCUUUCUUUCCCUCCUACAGGAGCUGCCUAUACAAAGGCCUGGCUUAGGAGUAAUCCUGGAUUCCUAAGCCACCUAUAGAAUAAAUAUUAAGAUCAAGAUCACCAUCAUCACUUUUAGGAGUAAGAAUGAGUUGAAAAACUCCAGACCAAUUGCAUUAAUGAGUACAAUAGGUAAAAUUUUCAAUGCAUUGUUGGAUGAGAGACUGUGUAAAUGGAUUGAGAGAGCUGGAGUGCUGAGUGAAGAACAGAAUGGAUUUCGUGUGGAUAGGAGAGCUGAGGACAAUAUGUUUGUGGUGAAUGAAAUUAUUGAGAAGAAAAAGAAGGAUGGGAGUAAAUUGUACCUAGGUUUUCUGGAUAUAGAGAAAGCUUAUGAUAGAGUGAACAGAGAAAUGCUAGGUAGAGUCUUAGAAAAGAUUGGAUUGAGUGCAAAGAUAGUUAGCAUAGUGCAAAGUAUCUAUGUGGACACAAGAGCUAGAUACAGACUAGGAGACAGAAACAGACUGGGUGAAGAGUGAGAGAGGAGUUAGGCAAGGCUGUAUAUUGUCACCAACCCUUUUUGGCCUGUGUACAGAGGAGUUAGCAGCUAGAAUGAGAAGAAUGAAUGUAGAGGUAAGUGUGGGGAAUGAUAAAGUAUGUGUGCUUCUUUAUGCAGAUGUAGUUGUUAUGAGUGAAGCGGCAGAUGAGCUUCAAAAUUUGUUGGAUGUUGUGGAUGGGUAUGGAAAAGACUGGAGUAAGGUUUAGCAUUGAGAAAAGCAAGGUAAUGAUUGUGAAUAGGUAAGAGGAUGAAAGUAAUGUGGUAUGGAGACUUGGAGAGAAUGAGUUGAAACAGGUGCAAAAAUACAAGUACUUAGGGAUGUGGAUGAGUCCUAGUGGGUGUGCAAAGGCAAAGAAUGAAAAGAUAAGUAUGGUAAACCAGUUGGUAGGUCGACUGGGAAGCGCGGCAAGGAUGAGAGCGAGUAUGAUGUGUUGAGAGAAGUGUGGAAGAGUGUGGCUGUGCCAAGUAUAAUGCAUGGUAUGGAUGUGAUUGCAUGGAAUGAAAGUGAAAUUAAUAAGUUAGAAGUGGGCCAGAAUAGAGUAGCAAGGAUGGCACUGAGUGCACCGAGGUACACAGCAGUAGAAGCCUUGAGAGAUGAUAUGGGAUGGAGCACCUUUAGGGAAAGACUCACAAAAGCCACGCUUAGGUACAAGAUUAGGGUUGAGAGAAUGGAGGACGCAAGAAUAGCAAGGAAGGUGUACCUGUGGAAUGAAAGUGGAAGCAAAUGGAGGAAGAGGUACAUGAGAUUGACAGACAAGAAUGGAUUGCAAGUUGUGUGGGCGAUAAGAAUGGCUGGGAGGAAUCAAAAUGAGCGUGAAUGGGUGGUAACAAGAGGGUGCAGAGUGGGAGCUGAAUGGGAUGUGAGAAAAUGGAAGAAUGAGAUAGACAAAGAAGUGAAAUGUGUGGGACUGAAUGAAUGGAAGAAUGAGGUGAAAAGAAAGAAGACCCUGGAAUGGUACAAGGAGAAAGAGGCCCCGAAGUAUGAAAGGUGGUAUGAUGAAAGCCUGGGCGGUAAUCUCCUCUUCCGAGCGAGGGCACAGUGUAUGGAUGUGAAUGCAAGGAGUUACAGGUGGUCUGAGUCCGGCAGCAAAGUGUGCCAGAUGUGUGACAUGGGAGAGGAUGAGACGGUGGAACAUGUGGUGCUGGAGUGAGUGAAGUAUGCCAGAGACAGGAAUGAGAUGAUGCAAGUGAUACUGACUGAGUUAGGGCAUGAUAGGAAUGAAAGAGUGGAGAAGACAGGAAAGGAAUAGAUGGUGUUGUUGCUGGGACUGUGUAGAGAGGCGAAUGAAAGGAUGAUUGAGGUGUUGAAAGAGUUUCUGGAGAGAAUGUGGCGUGCCAGAUGUAUGAACAAUUAGGAUAGAGGAUGCUGUUCGUUUCUCUUUUUUUUUUUUUCCCUUCUACAGGAGUUGCCGAUCCAAAGGACUGGCUCAGGAGUGAUCCUGUGCCACCUGUACCGUCGAGAUCAAGAUCAAAAUCAUAGUCAAGCAGCCAAGCAGUAAUCUCCUCCCUUUCAUUUGUGUGUGUGUGUGUGUGUGUGUGUGCGGCUGUCUUGACCUGACUGGAUAGUGCAGCACUCCUCCCGCCUCCCACCAGCACCAGCAGGCAGGGGUAGGCGGCAGGGAGGGAGGCAGGCGGCAGAACAACAGGUGGCUCAAGCUUUGGAAAGGAGGAAAGAGUUGGCCAGCAUUGCAGCAGGCAGUUAUUCCAGCACUACCACCACCACCAGUGAGCGUGGCCCAUAACAGCAGCAGUUCACAACUCCAGUUGGCUGCACACUUCACCUGCUUGCCCACCCAGACUGUUGUAAAGGAGUUGUUGGUGUUCACUUGGAAGAAUGAUGUGGUCUGUGAUAAAGUGGCCCACUUUGCUGCUCAGUGUGUAGUGUGUCAGAAGGGGUCAUUGCCCCAAGUGUGUUCCACAUCACAUGUGGAGCCACCACACUUGACAGUGAGUUGUGUGUGUGUGUGUGUGUGGUGUGUGUGUGUGUGUGUGUGUGUGUGUGUGUGUGUGUGUGUGUGUGUGUGUGUGUGUGACUGUGUGUAAGCAUAGGUGGAGGCCAGGAUGGAGGAAACCAGGAGAUUUGUGUGUGAUGAGUGUGGGGAAAUCCUGAACAGCAGCAGCAGGCAUGUGCAGCAUUCUCUGUCGCACCGAGGAGUGACUGUCUUCUGUUGUGAAAAGUGUGAGGAAGUGUUCUUGAGUGAGAGCAAGCUGAACCAACACUUGGACAAGCACAAAACUCCUAAAAAUUAUGAAUGUGAGGAGUGUAAUAAACGAUUCUACAGAAAGAUUGAUCUCAGAGCACAUAAAUUAUUGCAUUUAGGAGUGAAAGAAUAUAAAUGUGAAAUAUGUGGAAAGGAGUUUUCAACAAGGGCGUGCUUCCUGCAACAUGGCAAGGUGCAUUCUGACGUGAGAGAGUAUGAGUGUGAACUGUGCGGCUUUCAGUUCAAAUGGAGGAAUAACCUCAGGCGACACUUGAAACGUCAUGGCCAGAAGAAGAAAAUGGUAAGACAUAUUUGCACUGUAUGUGGGAAAUAUUUCAGUAUUAAGCCUCUCCUCAUCCACCACAUGAGGACCUGCCAUGACAGUGCCUCAAAGGAGGUUGUCCACACUGCACCAAAACAGACCAACACCAUUACUCCCAAGAAGGUUGUCAAGAACACCAAACGCAAGGUGUCCUCUGGCUCCAAUAUUUCACGGAAGAGGUUCAAGUGUGACGAGUGUGGGAAAGGAUUUGUGAACAAGAAGAGCAUGCUGCAGCACUCUAGGGUGCAUUCUGAUGUGAAGGAAUUUGAGUGUAUUUGGUGUGGCAUUCAGUUUAGGUGGAGAUCUAACCUUCUGAGACACAUAAAAAUUCACACACUUGAUAAGAAACACAAGUGUCAUAAAUGUGGCAAAGGUUUUUCUCGCAAGAGUCAUCUUGCCCAACACUUUAGCAGGCAUCACCCUGGCAUGAAGAAGAGACUUUGAUAGGAACACUGUGGGUGUGGUUGUAAUGCACUGUACACCCUCAUGGAUUCAUUGUACAAACAUAUAGUAAGUAGCACUAAGGAAAUAGGCACAUGAAAUAUGAUAAAUUUGGACUUUUAUUUAAAAAACAGUCUUACCACCCGGCAAGUGGGGAAUGCUCAUGUGGAAAUUAGGGACUGUAAAGUUUUAGUUGUGGUGCUGUGUCACUAAACCACCAACACUCAUGUCGUGUGGCAUUGUGUCACUGACCUACCAACACUUGUGUAAUGUUAGAGGCAAAAGUGAUUAAUAAUGGCCAGGUUAUUCAAGGCAUGAGAUGUCACAAGACAUGUAUAUAUCUAAUUCUUUGUGCUAAUGUUGUUGCAUUCACAUAAACCAGCUAUGUCUUGUACUGUACCAGAUAUUUUUGUGAUAUGAGUAUCUUUACAGCUUUAAAAAUAAAGAUGCAUAUGAGAGAGAGAGAGAGAGAGAGAGAUGAGAUAGUAGAAUAAAGCCAUGGACAGUUACACACCUUAAAA
Messenger RNA from Scylla paramamosain (green mud crab), 5221 nucleotides. RefSeq names its product zinc finger protein ZFP2-like. NCBI's taxonomy places the organism in Eukaryota, Metazoa, Arthropoda, Malacostraca, Decapoda, Portunidae. The transcript has 2 exons. The coding region runs from base 3798 to 4703 and encodes 301 amino acids. Gene Ontology annotation, molecular function: RNA polymerase II cis-regulatory region sequence-specific DNA binding; DNA-binding transcription factor activity, RNA polymerase II-specific. The record is from RefSeq and is a predicted model, not a curated record. Gene Ontology annotation, biological process: regulation of DNA-templated transcription.